AUGACAGAGCUAGUAUAUGCUCAAGAAAAUAAUGAAGCAAAAUUUAUAAAUAUGAUAGUUCUGUAAUUAAUUAAUAAUCAAUGUAGAUUCCAAAUUAAAAUUCUCAUAUUUGCUAUCAAUCAAUCCUAAUAGAUAACAACUAAAUAGAUAUUAGAUAGGAAAGAACAUUAAUAUUUUUAUCACAAAUAGCUAUUAAAUAAUAAUCUAGAAAAAAGCAAUCUUAUGUAAAAAUAUUAAAUUUUACAUUAUAAUCAACAUCCAAAUACUGAUGAAAUAAAUAUAAAUUAUGAAAAUAAGAAGUAAAUAUUCUUGCAACAAUUAGAACUUAUACUAAAUUUUUUGAAUAAAUGCUUUGUAAACUAAGUUCAAAAAAGCAGUAGUAGUUUGUGGGUGUGA
Messenger RNA from Tetrahymena thermophila SB210, 396 nucleotides. RefSeq lists its product as hypothetical. The record is from RefSeq and is a predicted model, not a curated record. Lineage: Eukaryota; Ciliophora; Oligohymenophorea; Hymenostomatida; Tetrahymenidae. The transcript has a single exon.